Diprion similis is the source of this 862-nucleotide messenger RNA. RefSeq names its product superoxide dismutase [Cu-Zn] (gene Sod1). The record is from RefSeq and is a predicted model, not a curated record. Lineage: Eukaryota; Metazoa; Arthropoda; Insecta; Hymenoptera; Diprionidae. The transcript is spliced from 4 exons. Gene Ontology annotation, molecular function: copper ion binding; superoxide dismutase activity. Gene Ontology annotation, biological process: removal of superoxide radicals. Bases 163 to 624 code for a protein of 153 amino acids.
UCCACACGGCACUCAAACAUCACUUAGCAUUCAUGAUUCAGCAUUAGAACGCAGAAUAUCAGAAAUCAUUUCGAGUGGCCAGUUGUGAUCAGUCGCAUUUGAUCAACAGCGAGUAACACCACGAUCCAUUUCUUCGCAACCGGUGUCUCAUACUAAUCCAAAAUGACCGUGAAGGGGGUUUGCGUUCUGAACGGAGAAGUCAAGGGCACCUUAUUCUUCGAACAGGCUGGAGAUUCUAGCCCCGUCAAAGUCACCGGAGAAGUGACCGGUUUGAAACCUGGACUUCACGGCUUCCACAUUCACGAGUUCGGCGACAACACCAAUGGGUGCACCAGUGCUGGACCACACUUCAAUCCAUUGGGUAAGGAACACGGAGCUCCAACUGCCGAAAUCCGUCAUGUUGGUGACUUAGGAAACAUCGAGGCUGGAAAGGAUGGAGUUGCCAAGGUCAACAUAACAGACAAGCUGAUUCAGCUGCAGGGACCGCACAACAUACUUGGCAGAACAGUUGUGGUCCACGCAGAUCCCGAUGACUUGGGCCUGGGUGGGCACGAGCUGUCCAAAACAACUGGAAAUGCGGGAGGUCGUUUGGCUUGCGGUGUUAUUGGUAUCACAAAGGCCUGACUGCGCAAUAAAAUGUGAAAAGUUGUCACAAAUAUAUCAACACUGACAGUUUAUUCUUACUUUUACGUUUAUUAUUAUGAUUAUUAUUAAUACUGGUCUCUUGAACUUUCCAAAAGUUACUCGUCAUUCCCUGUAUGUACUAUUAGCAUAGUCACAUUGUUCUGAAAAAGAAACCACCAACUAUCUCGCUGAGCCUUGUGCCAGCGAUAUAUAUGUGUAAUAAAAUUUUCAAAAAUAA